AGCCAGGUUUUACUGGAAGUUUCUUUCAGUUUACACGUCCAAACUUGCCUACCAACCUCCAAUGGCUCAGGCCAAUCUGAGAUCAACUGGAAAAGCCUUUCGUGUCCUAGGCCUCUUUAGCCUUUUGCUGCUUGUUGAGAAAGGCAUUGCGUUUGAGUUCAAGGUCGGAGGUCCCAACGGUUGGGCAGUUCCUGCUGAUCCUAACUCAAACAGCCACAAUCAAUGGGCGGAGAAAAACCGGUUUCAAACUGGGGACUCCCUGUCGUUCGUCUACCCGGGAGACAAAGACUCUGUGCUUUACGUGACUAAGGAGGACUAUAACAAUUGCAGUACGGACAGACCUCUUCAAAAGUUUACAGAUGGCCACACCGUGUUCAAUUUGAACCAUUCUGGACCAUACUAUUUCAUAAGUGGAGUCAAGGACAACUGCCUUAAGAACGAAAAGAUCAUUGUGGUUGUGAUGGCAGACAGAAGCAAGGUCGUUCCAGCUCCUUCUAAUGAAACAGUGGCAGCUUCUCCUCCUUCAAAUGAAACGACGACAUCUCCUCCUCCUUCACCAUCAGCAGAGGUAUCCCCAUCCCCAGCACCAGCAACUGGAGAAUCAUCUCCUCCACCCUCUGGACCAGAGGAGACAAAUCCAACUCCAGCCCCUUCAGAGCAAUCAUCUCCUCCUAAAAGUGGUGCAUCUUCAAUUCUUUUCGGACUCAUUGGCUCCUUGGGAGCUCUUUCUGGAUCAUCACUCCUGCUGUUUUUCUGAAUUCAAGAUUUGUGUUGUAAGAGUUUGGGAUUUUUUUUUUUUAUUUUUAAAUUUCAUUCUGAGGGUUGUCUUGUUUCUUUCUUUCUUUCUUUUUGUAUUUCUUCUACAUGAUUUUCCGUGCCUUGACCUCAGUAGCUUCAACUUUCAGCUGGGCUCUCAAGGGUAAAUUAUUUGUUACACUAUUAUUAUACUGGUGAGAAAUAAGCUGAUGUUUGAGUAAAGUUUGUAUUGGCCACUGCUACAAUGUAUGAAGAGUGUACAAAACAAAUAAAGUUGUUGAUAUGAGAGCUUGAAGGCC
This is a messenger RNA of Coffea eugenioides, 1055 nucleotides long. RefSeq names its product early nodulin-like protein 1. The transcript has 2 exons. Gene Ontology annotation, molecular function: electron transfer activity. The coding region runs from base 62 to 757 and encodes 231 amino acids. The record is from RefSeq and is a predicted model, not a curated record. Gene Ontology annotation, cellular component: plasma membrane. Lineage: Eukaryota; Viridiplantae; Streptophyta; Magnoliopsida; Gentianales; Rubiaceae.